Chiroxiphia lanceolata (lance-tailed manakin) is the source of this 662-nucleotide messenger RNA. RefSeq names its product marginal zone B and B1 cell specific protein (gene MZB1). Bases 1 to 582 code for a protein of 193 amino acids. The record is from RefSeq and is a predicted model, not a curated record. Gene Ontology annotation, cellular component: extracellular region; endoplasmic reticulum chaperone complex. Gene Ontology annotation, biological process: regulation of B cell proliferation. NCBI's taxonomy places the organism in Eukaryota, Metazoa, Chordata, Aves, Passeriformes, Pipridae. The transcript is spliced from 4 exons.
AUGGGGCCGGCGCUGGCGGCGUGGCUGGCCCUGAGCCUGCUGGGGGGGACGGGGGCCGAGGAGAUGUGUGGGGACCCCCCCGCCGCCCGGUCCCACUCCGUCUCCGCGCCCCAGCUCAGCCCCGAGGAGCAGCUCUCGCCCCACAUGCCCGAGUCCCUGCGCUGUGACGCCUGCAGAGCCAUCGCCUUCCAGAUUGAGGAGCAGCUGAGCAGAGCAGAGGGGAAGGUGGGCAGGAAGGUACUGAAGGAGUCUGACUACAUGGAGGUGCUGGAGAGGAGCUGCUCACAGGGCUGGGAGAGUUAUGGGGUGCAGGAGCUGGACGGGCAGAAGCGCCUGGCGGGGCCGGGGCUGCCCAGUCGGGAGCCCGUGAGCGUGAUGGUGUCGGGGGGACCGUGGCCGGGCAGGCUCUCCAAGAUGUGCCACGGCUACGUGGGCGAGCAGGGGGAGGCGCAGAUCUACGAGAGCCACCGGCGGGGCCCGGCGGCGCUGCGGGAGCUGCUGUGCCACGGGGCCAAGGGGCCCUGCGGCGGCGGCAAGGCCGGGGCGCCCGCCCCCCCCAAGGCGCUGCAGAACGAGCUGUAGCCCCGGCGCGGUUAAUGCUUAAUGCCCCGGCGACCUUCGGAGCCGACUUCGUCCCCGGCAGGAGCCGACACGUGCUGGGC